Messenger RNA from Erythranthe guttata (spotted monkey flower), 3343 nucleotides. NCBI's taxonomy places the organism in Eukaryota, Viridiplantae, Streptophyta, Magnoliopsida, Lamiales, Phrymaceae. The record is from RefSeq and is a predicted model, not a curated record.
UACCUCAAGGGUGACCGUAAUUUACCAGCUUAUUAAUCCCAUCAAGCCCUUGUUAUAAUCAAAAGAUUUAUAGUAAUUUAUAUUGUGAUUAAUUUUUUGUCAAAAAAUAUCACAAUUAAACAUUAAAAUAUAAAGUUAAAUUAGAUACACUCUUAUGAAUUAAGCUUCAAAUAUUAUAGUUUAAGGGUCAACCCAUAUAGAUAGAUACACCAUGUCGACAUAUAUAAAAGCUAUUUAAACACUCUUAACAUCAAAACGACCCAGUUUUAACCUUUUGAAACCCCCUUCCCUUUGCGUCUCGCCGGAGAAUCAAUUCCUCGCCGGGAUUUUAGCUGAAAAGAUGAGGCGGCCGGCGUACUCUUCACCGUCGAUCAAUUUCAAUGCUAUGGCUAGGAAGAUCGAUGUUGACAAUCGGAUCGCUCUACGGAAUUACUAUCGCAUCGCCGAUAAUCUUCUCAAACAGGCAAAUAUUUAUAGGGAUGAGAAAAAUUUGAUAGACUUGUAUGUUAUACUGCUUAGAUAUUCAAGUUUGGUGUCUGAAACUAUACCAUACCAUCGUGAUUACCUGGCUUUAUUUCCUAAAGAAAGAAAUUUAUAUAAGAAGAAAUUGCUCGCUGUGCUAGAUGAGCUAGAGACUUUAAAACCAAAAGUGCGGCGUCAGCUAGAUGAACAGGAAAAAGUUAAAUCUGCUACUCAACUUAAUCAGUUUAGUGGCUCUAACCAGAUUUCCGAUUUAUCUUCUUCGAGUCACAAAGCUUCCUUAAGCUACAGUAAUAAUCAGAUGCUGCAGCUCACUACAUCACCUUCAUCAUCAUUGAAGCAAAAUAAUCAGUAUACUCCAUUUUUAUCGUCGAAUCCCAUUGAAUCACAAUUUCAGAAGCUAUCUAUUAGUUACCUCUUCCGAAGAAGGAAUAUUAUCCAUACAUUCAUUUUUAGGAAAUACUAUUUUCAAGAAGGGGAUCAUGUGUACAACAAACUCGCGGUAGCGGACGCGUAUAAAAAGGCAUUGAAAACAUGGGCACAAUGGGUCGACGAAAAUAUCGACAGCAGCAAAACGAGCGUUUUCUUUAGAGGAUACUCGGCUUCUCAUUUCAAGGGGGGGCAGUGGAAUUCGGGUGGAAGCUGCGACGGAGAAACGAAACCUAUUACGAACGAGACUCAGCUUUCUCCAUAUCCAUGGAUGAUGAGAGCACUCGAAUCCGUCUUGAUGAAAAUGAAGACGCCCGUUUUUUACCUAAACAUAACGAAGAUGACGGACUAUAGAAAAGACGGGCACCCUUCGAUUUUCAGACGAUCGUCUUCGAAUAUUAAAAACGGGGUUUUUCAAGAUUGCAGCCAUUGGUGCUUGCCCGGUGUGCCGGAUUCUUGGAAUGAACUUCUUUAUGUCAUUUUAGUUCAAUCUCAGAAUCAGAAACUAAGUUCUUUUGUGCAUUAUUUUAACCUUUUGAAACGGAAACCCCCUUCCCUUUGCGUCUCGCCGGAGAAUCAAUUCCUCGCCGGGAUUUUAGCUGAAAAUAUGAGGCGGCCGGCGUACUCUUCACCGUCGAUCAAUUUCAAUGCUAUGGCUAGGAAGAUCGAUGUUGACAAUCGGAUCGCUCUACGGAAUUACUAUCGCAUCGCCGAUAAUCUUCUCAAACAGGCAAAUAUUUAUAGGGAUGAAAAAAAUUUGAUAGACUUGUAUGUUAUACUGCUACGAUAUUCAAGUUUGGUUUCUGAAACUAUACCGUACCAUCGAGAUUACCUGGCUUUAUUUCCUAAAGAAAGAAAUUUAUAUAAGAAGAAAUUGCUCUCUGUGCUAGAUGAGCUAGAGACUUUAAAACCAAAAGUGCGGCGUCAGCUAGAUGAACAGGAAAAAGUUAAAUCUGCUACUCAACUUAAUCAGUUUAGUGGCUCAAACCGGAUUUCCGAUUUAUCUUCUUCGAGUCACAAAGCUUCCUUAAGCUACAGUAAUAAUCAGAUGCUGCAACUCACUACAUCACCUUCAUCAUCAUUGAAGCAAAAUAAUGAGUAUACUCCAUUUUUAUCGUCGAAUCCCAUUGAAUCACAAUUUCAGAAGCUAUCUCUUAGUUUACCUCUUCCGAAGAAGGAAACAUUAUCAAGACAUUCAUUUUUAGGCCCGAAUGGUCUUCGUGGACAAUGGCUUGGGCCCAGUCCUGAGAUUAAGGUUAACUAUCCAACAAAUGUUAUCAUGGAUUCAAAUGAAAUUCCAAGCUUGAAUCAGGUUGGCCAAGAAGAGUUUGUGGCAACAAAAGACAGUAAUCCAGAGGUGGAAAAGUCAACCAUGGAGUCUAUUCUAUCUUUAGAUGAUGGUAGAUGGCUUGCCGAGGAAUCUAGUAUUCCCCUAGAGAACAAUGAUUUUCAGUUGGGUAAUAUCAGGCAACCUUCUCCACCUCCUGUCCUGGCCAAAGUGCAGCCAGAGGUACGUCCAAUAUCUCCAUCAAGGGUUGCUGAUCCAAGGCCUGGCCCACCAAAAAUCUCUGAAGAUGGACCGCCUGGUUCCAAUUGUUACCAAGAUCUUCAUAUUCCAAUGAAGAUAUUGGAUGAGUUUUUAAGAUUAGCGCAGAAAAACACUAAAAAGAAUUUGGAAACUUGUGGUGUGCUUGCUGGUUCACUUCGGAAUAGAGUAUUCUGUAUUACCACACUCAUAAUCCCAAAACAGGAGUCAACUUCAGACUCGUGUGAGACAUUGAAUGAAGAAGAGAUUUAUGAUGUUCAAGAAAAACGCUCCCUCUUUCCUCUAGGGUGGAUUCAUACACAUCCAAGUCAAACAUGUUUUAUGUCUUCCGUUGAUCUGCACACUCAUUACUCAUAUCAGGUCAUGUUGCCAGAAGCAAUUGCAAUUGUCAUGGCUCCUACAGACAAAUCAAGUCCUCAUGGCAUAUUUCACCUUUCCGAUCCUGGGGGUGUUUCUGUCAUUCGACACUGUCAACAACGUGGUUUUCAUCCCCACGAAGAGCCUGAAGACGGAACUCCCAUUUACGAGCAUUGUUCCCAUGUUUACAUGAAUGCAAACAUUAAGUUCGAUGUCGUUGAUCUUCGGUAAGAUUGCCUAGUGAUUGCAUAAUAACAUUACAAAAAAAAUUAUUAAAAAUAAAUAAAAAGCAAGAGUGUGUACAGGUUAUUACCAUAAACUUAUUGUGUGAUUAUGGCUGGCUAUAUUGUAUUUUGUAGAUUCCUUUCUGAUUUUUGUGUAUAAAGUUUUUCUAUUAAUUAACAGCCAAUGCUGUGGUGGAUGAACCAUGCAAAUAUUACUUUCUAUGAAGAAAUUAAUCACAUGCUUUUUUUUAUUUACUUUUAAUUAUUUACAAUGAUACUUCAGCAAUUAAUGAUGAGUUUGUCGGUA